AUGUCAGUUCUCAGGGGUGGCUCGUUCUUCCAGAGACGGCUCACGAAACUCUAUACAGAUACCAAAUCAUCAUGCGAAAGUGUCUCUACUGCCUCAAGGCCGAAUGAUGACCCAGAGUUGAUAUCCCUUAACCAGAGUCUUCGGACGCAAAAGGACCGCUUGCUAGCAUGGGGCCUAGAUUGGAGCGAUGCAAAUGCGGCACAGCCUAAUGAUAUCGACGAAGCCCUGGCUGAGGCUGGCUUCAGCGAUGUGGUCGCCAGCACCAUGUCUUCUAUUCAGGGGCUCCUGAAUGAAGCAGAGAGGAUGCAGCAGCCCGACAUUCCCAAAUCCUCUUCAGAUGGAUUGACGACUGGGGUUGUCAAGACGACGUGGACGGAUAGCGAAAUAUCGAGGUCCAAGGUAUUGCUGGACGAGCUGACGGCGAAUAUUGAUACGCUCUAUCUACUGUCUCGAUCUCGACGAAAUAUGACCAUGAACAUCUCAAACAACCAAUCGCAGCCACAGAGUCCUCACUCUCCAUAUUUACGCCGAUCGGAAAAGGUGUCAAAGAUGUCGAUGUACCCAAUGUCGUCCGACUCUAAAGCAGGUUCAGGCAAAAAUUCCCAUUCAAGGAAAGAUAAUUACAAAGGAGAUAUCCGUUUAGCUGGUGGUUCCGAGCAAUUUUCUAUGAGCAGCCUUGGUUUACAUGUCAACACGUCUACUCCGAGCCACAGUGUCGUCCCUGACGAAAAACUCCUUCCCGCCUUAUCCUUCACCAAAGAAUUUUACAUUGCGCGUGAAGCCCUUUACCUUUCUAAUGGCGGAAUCACCCAUGCUUCGAAUCCCCCGCCAUAUGAACCAGUUGCAGCGUCGUCGAAUUCUCGAAUCACAGGGCGCCUGCAUUCGUCGGCUAUUCCAGCCCUCCUUGCUGAAGGAGUGCACGGCACUUCGGUUCCUGUCUUGGUCGAAUUCUCGCCGAUACUUAUGGAAAUGCAGCAUUCAUUGGUAUUACCGAAAAAGCAAAGAUUGCAGCACCUCAGUCAAACCCUCCAGCGACUAGUUGACAAUGCUAGGGUCUCCCAUCUUGGAUUACUGAAGUUCUUGGGUUAUUUCAUCGAUAUGACGCAUUCUCGUUAUGCAUUCAUUUAUCAAAUGCCAACGAGUAUCCUCUCCCUACCAAGGCAACCUUCCGACCCAACACAGCCCAAGCCUCUUGUAUCUCUCCUGCUCUCCGGUACCGAUCAUCAGGAAGCCCCGGUUCCGAAUCUCGAGAUCCGUUUCCAACUGGCGUAUAGCCUUGUUCUUGCUGUUUUGCAUAUGCGGAGCCAAAACCUCGUUCACGGGAAUAUCAGCAGUCAUAAUGUUUUGAUAUUUCCCGGCAUCGAGGUAUCCAAUCAUGGCACUGUGGAUAACUUUCCUGCUGAUUUUCGCCAUCCAUACUUGACCUCGAUGGUUCAACUCGAAAGUGAAAACAAGAACGCACCACCCGAACCUCUUUCCUCUAGCAUGUACCGCCACCCGGACGAUCGAAGAAUUAUCGCAGACCAAUCGUCAUGGGCAUAUGACCUUUAUAGCCUAGGCCUGGUCCUACUUGAAAUUGGCCUAUGGACGCCUAUUAGCAGGCUCUGGAAAAUGAAGUAUACCAAUUCUAUGUUCAAAUCGAGGAUUGAAAAUGUUUACAUCAAGAAACUCGGCGCCAAGUGUGGAGGAGCAUAUUUACAAGCGGUUCAGCUCUGCCUUGAUGCGCCCAAUUUUCACUUGUCGACAUCACCUAUGUCCGACCUGAGUUUGCGGAUUCCACACACGUACCAUUAUCCAUGGAACGAACCGGCAAAAGCUAACGAGUGGGACACUUUCUCAAAGAACUUCGCCUAUACAAUCGGAAAGGUUAUAUUUAGGUGUUGUAGCCUCGAUAUACUCGCUCCGCCUCCUGAUACCGAUCUCGAAGAAUCUCUCCCGCCUCCUUUGAGCUUGGAAAAUGAGUCGCACUCAUUCCAAGAAAUACCUCCGCAAGAUCUUGGUCUGCCUACGGUUGAACCCGUUGUGCCCAUCGACCUUGAGAAUGAAGCUGUGCCCUCAAUGGAUCACGCUGGAUCCAACUUGAAGUCUGAACCGAACGAGAGAAAAGUUCGCAAACGCACUCUCAAAAAGUGGUCGAACAUUGAAAUACCAGAUUACCACUUACAGGCCUGGAACAAAACACUGAUGCCAAAGUUAAGCAAAUUGCUCCAAAAGAUUCUGAAAGAUUCAACAGAAUCCUGCAGUGCUACUUUAAUGGUUGCCGGUGAGACUGCCGAAGCCGCCAAAACGACAAUCUGUGUGACUUGCGCAAAUGUGCGCAAAGUAAAAGCCGCAUUGAAGAAGCACUUUGAGUAUGACCGCGAAAACUGGGAUUUAAUAGUUAUCAGAGGAGAUAUCACGCGAUCAAAAGUACCUCGACGACGUCGAAAAAAGGCUAAAAACAACAAAGCAACAGACACAAGUUAUAUGGAUUUGAACCCUCAUUACUGUCAAAGGCCUAUCUGCGGUGCCUCAAUUGGCGCAUUUCGUUCAGAUGAGCACCUCCCACCAGUUUCGUAUGGAGGUGCAAUUCUCGUGGAUGGUAUGCCUUAUGGAAUGACCGUUCAUCAUAUGCUAGACAAUCCCUGCGAUGAGGACGAAGAGGACGACUGUCCUCCUCGAUCGGCAGGUAAUUACACGCAGAACCUGGAAAUGCAAGAUCAGGAUUUCGCUUAUUCUUGGUGCGAUGAUGUUCCGCCAGAGGCUCUGUACCCGUUUGAAAUCACUGACAGUGAGGGUGCUGACGAUCAAUCUAUCGCUCAAAGCAUUGACGAGUCUUUUGAUGACAACUGGUUGUCUGAUGGCUAUUCAAGCGAUGAAACGGAGGAUGUUGGCGACUUUGAUAUUGAUGACGAUGCAGCUUCAAUUGGAGAUACUGUAGGGGUGGACCCUUUCGACGAACCACGGAUCAUAGUCACUCAACCGGCUUUGGACGACGUGGAGGACGGCUUCUUUCCUGACCCAGAAGAUAGAGACGAUGAGCACCUUGCAUGUCACUCACUGGGAUAUGUCCACGCAUCUUCUGGCCUGCGACGAUGGACCCGGGAUGGAAUCAAACAUGAAGUUGACUGGGCGCUCAUUAAAAUUGACCCUGAGCGUAUCGAUGCUACAAAUGUGGUACCGAUUGCCACCACUUCCUCCGCGCCUUCACAGCAGCAAAGAAAUUAUCAUCCGUCUAGCAGUUUUCAACAAAACCCUCAGGGCCAGUUCCAGAAUCUCACCAAAGUAGCGAAGGUCGAUGAACUAGGAGGUUUGCAUGUGCAAUGUUGUGGAAGAACAAGUGGCUUGCAAAGCGGACGUAUAUCCAAGGCAAUGACUCUUGUAAAAAUGCCCGGUCGGCAUUCAUUCUCCGUCAGCUUUUGCGUUGAUGGCAAUUUCGGAGGUAUACCAUACCCUCUUCUGCAGGCCAGUUCCGUUUCCCUGCUAAUGUCAAACUGUUCCACAGUUCCCGGAGAUUCUGGUGCAUGGGUAUUCGACAAAACUGGCCAGGUCUGCGGCCACGUUCUCGCAUGGUCCGAAAAGAACCGAACCGCAUACAUCGCACCCAUGGAGAUCCUCCUCGAUGACAUUGCCCGCACCCUGGGCGCCAGGAGUGUCGCCCUUCCAGGAAGUGAAGAAGAACUAGCCUGGCAAAGCGCCAUGACCGCCGCGGCCUCCUCUCGUGCAAACUUCACCGCAGCACCCACGAAACAUAAUCUCAAUGUUGUCACAGACCAGUUACCAUUGGAGCUGGGUAGACUGGCAUUGGAUCGCCUAGACGAGCCGCCACGUGCAUUGCAGGGUUCCGGACCUCCUACUACGACCGGUGUUAGGAAUCCAGGAACAACAACUUCGACCACUGCUGCACCAACUAGCUUGAUAUCCGAUGAUAAUGCCAACAAUGAUCACAAUGAUGCUAUCCAUGAUGAUGAUAAUGAUUGA
Uncinocarpus reesii 1704 is the source of this 3960-nucleotide messenger RNA. RefSeq lists its product as uncharacterized. Bases 1 to 3960 code for a protein of 1319 amino acids. NCBI's taxonomy places the organism in Eukaryota, Fungi, Ascomycota, Eurotiomycetes, Onygenales, Onygenaceae. The record is from RefSeq and is a predicted model, not a curated record. The transcript has 2 exons.